Molecule: messenger RNA, 2715 nt
Organism: Pongo pygmaeus (Bornean orangutan)
Lineage: Eukaryota; Metazoa; Chordata; Mammalia; Primates; Hominidae
Product: large ribosomal subunit protein eL42-like
Exons: 2
Coding region: 1-441 (146 amino acids)
Biological process (GO): translation
Cellular component (GO): ribosome
Molecular function (GO): structural constituent of ribosome
Source: RefSeq, a predicted model, not a curated record
AUGGGCUUGCCAAACCAGCCACUACUUCUGUAUUUCUCACAAGUAAUUAAACACAUUGAGAAGGACCUGAAAGCUACGAUAAAUAAAAUACGGCCUCUUUCCUCCCAUGCCGAUAGCAUUCAGGAAAACGUGGUGAACAUUCCUAAAACCCACUGGGCUUUCUGUAAGAAGUGUGGCAAGCACCAACCCCACAAAAUGGCACAAUACCUGGACUCCCUGUAUGCCCAGGGAAAGCGGCGUUAUGACAAGAAGCAGAGUGACUAUGGUGGGCAGACUAAGCCAAUUUUCUGGAAAAUGGCUAAAACUACAAAGGAGGUUGUGCUGAGGCUUGAGUGUGCUGAUCCCAUCUGCAGAUCUAAGAAAAUGCUGGCUGUUAAGACAUGCAAACAUUUUCAACUGGGAGGAGAUAACAAAAGAAAGGGCCAAGUGAUCCAGUUCUAAGCGUCAUCUUUUGUUUUAUUAUGAGGACAAUAAAAUCUUGAGGUUAUGUCCAAAAAACAAAACAAAAUAAAAAGAAAUAAAAUACAGUGCUUGCUUCUUCACUGCAUCAAAUCCCCUAGCAAUGCAAAGUCAUUUUGCAUAUGAUCUAUUAUUCGCUAGAAGGAACAGCUGGCUUUGCGAUUCACUGUUUGUUAAAACAUUAGUUUAAUAUAGCAUAUUUGACUAAUGAGAAUGUGUCAGUGUGCUGCUAUCCUUGAAAGCAGGAAAAGGAAGUCUUGGCAGUGCUACUGUAGGUUACAAACACUGGUAAUACGCAAGGAAUUAAUCAACGAACCCAUACCAAGCAUAUGCUGAGCCUGCACUAUAUUAAAGGAUACAAGACACUUAUAAAACUGUGAAAUGCAGACUUCCACCCUGCAGGACCUUUGAGCUCUUUUCCUUUCGUGCCUCUGUGACACACUGAGAGUCUAGUCCAGGGUCACCCAGUGAAUUAAGUAGCUGAGGCAGGGCCAAAACCCAGAUCCCCAGACUCCUGGGCCAAUGCCCUUUCAACCUCACCACAAUGGUUCUUUAUUCCAAGUGAUUAAGACACACCGAGAAAGAUCAUAGUCAUCAGAGCGGGAUUGGUUAAGGGCUUAACAGGGAGGCGCUGACUGCCUAGGCUGACAAGGGUGAAUCACCACCAGAGGUUCCAGCCGAGAAGCAAGGGGGAAGGCCUGGGGAGAGGGGAAGAGGAAUAAUGCCCCAGGGUGGCAGGAGAACAAGAGUACAGGCUGGAAAAUGAGCCAUGUCCAGUGGGGUGCCCUGUGGGGAACCUAAAAUAUAAGUCUCUGAAUGGUGCAAAGUGAAGCUUGCCUAUGGAAAUAUUGGGGAACCUAUGAGCCAAAAUGAUUGGGACUCAGUAUUUAUAUUUAUCUAUUCACCAAAACAUUUGCUCUGGAGGCAGAAUUUUCUUACUGAAAACAACUACUCUGACUUUAGUGUACUUAUUGUUUUGAAUGAAAAUAAAAAAUAAAGCCUACAUGCUGUAUGAGUCAAUUUCACCUCUACUCACUCCUCAUCACUGUGUAAAAUUCAUAAAUCCAUUAAAAACAGAACCACUACUCCUUUUCUGGCAGAAAUCUCUAAAGAACAUGAAAAUGGCAGUUUGCACCACUCUUUCCAACACUUCAACCCCACCCAGCUGGCCAACUGGUUUCAACUCGCCAACAAGAAAAAAAAAAAAAAUCAGCAAAUUCAAUCUGUUGAUGAGUACAUCUACACAUCAGUGCCUUCCAUUCCCAGGGAGGGCAGGGUCACUAGACAACAUAUUAAAAUGACCCUUUAUCAGAGAACGUUUUUCUGUUUAAGGAAAUAAACUGGAGGUACAGGGAGACUUACUGAUAAGAGCCAUACCCACCUCAAACCGGUUUAAAAUCAUUCACCACUUGGGUAGGAAAACAGGUCACUUGGCCCCACCCUAAUGAAAAGAACAGUUUCUUCUGCCUUGAAAAGGCUGAUAAAUGAGACUGUGAAUGCCUGGCUAAAAAAGCUCGCAGUGCGAGGCUGAUCAUUAAUGACAUCUGUGCAGUUAUUGAGAAACAAGUCAUUUACAUUUAACAUAAGGACUAUAUUAUUUAGGUUGGUGCAAAAAUAAGUGCCAUUACUUUUAAUGGCAAAAACCACAAUUAACUUUUGUACCAACCUAAUAAUUCAAGGGUUUGUCCUUUAAAAAAAAAAAAAAAAACUCUAUAGAUUUCAUUGUAUUUUAUUGCUUCACUACAAAAGUGCAGUUACAAACAAAAAAAGGACAAGUGAAGCAGUUUUAACUUCACUCCCAAAAAGAAGAGCAAAAGUUUACAAAAAGGUUAAAACAAACAAAUAAAAGAAAACUUAAAAGUCAACACUUCAAAUAGUAAAAACACAUUCUACUGAACUGAAUUAAGAACCAGUUCCAAAAAGCCCAAAUGUUAAUCUGAACAAACAAAAACAUACUGCAACAGGGCUGGUCUGCACAGGCAAAUCUGAGUCUAAUCCAGAAGUUUUGUAGACCCACCCACUUCACAGUUUAAACGUGGAGUGUUGAUGCGUUACCACAAAACAGAUUCUUAGCAACCAUGAUGAAUCAAUCAGGGACUGAUGAUUCAAAUGAAGAUUUUAAAGCAAAAAUGGGUAGGGGUGGGAGUGUGGAGAAUUGGGUUUCUCCAUCAAAGCUCUUACUGUACACAGUCCUGGGCACACAGUCUACAGGCCACACUGGAAUUUCAAACUAAAAAAAAAAAAAAAAAAAAAAAA